GUUGAAAUAAUUUUUUAAACAUAUAUAUAGAUGUAUAUUUGUUUAUUAAAUCGGGUUUCGCGUCGAUUUAUAGAGCGCGCAGAAUCAGAAAUAUUGAUGACAAAAGUACCCCAAAGUCCACAGUCAACCUCUCCGAGCUUACGUGCAGCUUUUCCUGCAGCCCAAUCUCCUUUUUCCCAACCGAAAAAUCAGUUCCCUCCGCACAGAAGACGCGUUUACUCCUGCUGCUACCAUUAUUUUUCUUAUUAUUGUAACUUAUUGACACAUUUUCUUCCCGCGUCAUCAUCCUCACAGAUUGCACAAGUAAUUUUCAUUUUGUUAACAAUGACGAGUACUUUAAUUCAACAGUUAGGUGUUUAAAGUGAAAUGGAAAUCCAAAGAGUAUGGACGUCUCGAUACACAGUUUUCACAAUUCUUUUCGUUCUGUUAUGCACUUACAAUUAUUUCCAACCCGCUGCUUUGGUCAAGGUGGUCAUAAUAAACAAUACUACGGUCAAACCAGUUCAAGAUAUUCCAAAAGUAAAUGACCCUCAAUUUCUGAUAAACACUCCCAAGUGUAAAAUAGCAAAUCUAGAUGUAUGGAAUGAAGAGGUGGCAAAAUUGUUCGCUAAAGAACCUUACGUUUACUGUUCAAAACAUCCCCUUUUGACCUACAUCGAAAAGAAUGCUACGUACGCAAAAGUAAAAAUAGACCGAAAAGUUGGACGUCAAUACACCAAAAAUUCGAUAAAAUGCUGUUAUAAAUGGUUGGAAAGGUCAAGCACUGCACCGAUCCCAGAUGAAAGUAUUACCAUAUCGAAGAACUGUAUAGAUUUUGAUGAAGAAGUGGUGAUAAACAAUAAGACUGUAAUGGUAACAUGUCGUGAUGCGAAAUAUUCGCGCUCAAUAGUGUACAGUAACGUCCACGUAGCAAUAACAAUUAGUAACAAACAAUACGUGAACAUGCAAAAAACUAAAGAAUCAUUUACAGCAAAUAAUACAAAACCGAUCAGUUUGUUAAUAAUCGGCAUCGAUAGUAUUUCCCGCUUAAACUUUUAUAGAACGAUGCCUACAACGAAGAAGUUUCUAGAUGAAAAUGAUUGGAUCGAGUAUAUAGGUUAUAACAAAAUGGGUGAGAAUACAUUUCCGAAUCUAAUGGCGAUGUUGACGGGGAAAUGUCCUGAUUAUGCGUAUAAACAAUGUGAUCCCACGAUACGUGGUAAAUUGGAAACGUGUCCUUUUAUUUGGAAAGAUUUUAAAAAUCUCGGAUACGUAACGGCGUAUGGGGAAGAUGAGGAUGCGAUAUCUACGUUUAAUUAUAAGAAAAAAGGGUUUGUCAAGAACCCGACCGAUUUUUAUUUCAAAACUUAUAUGCACGGCGCUGCGAAAUUAACGACAAAAAUCGUUGAUGAUAUGCAUUAUUGUACUGGUCCGGAACAAAGCGGAGAGCGAAUUUUAAAUCUAGCAAAAGAUUUUUCAAAAACUUUUUAUGGGCAUCCGAUGUUCGGUUUAUUUUGGAUGAAUAGUUUUAGUCAUAACAGCGUUAAUUCACCCACUCGCCUUGAUAAAAAAGUUGCGUCUUUCUUCAAAGACCUCAAAAACGAUGGAAUUUUAAACGAGGUGAUGAUUAUUUUUGUCAGCGAUCACGGAAUGCGAUUCGGUAAAGUUCGACAAACUACAAGCGGUUGGAUAGAAGAGAGAUUGCCUUAUUUAUACUUCUGGGUACCACCUUGGUUGAGACAAACACGUCCAAAAGAAUACAAUAAUCUUCGAAAUAACGCGAAGCGUUUAACUAGUCCAUACGAUAUGUAUAUGACAAUACAAGAUAUAUUGGUGCUUUCUAAUUUUACUUAUGCUCCUAUACAAAGCGACAGUUGCCCUAUGUGCCAAUCACUUUUUAAAGAAAUUCCAGAGCCUCGAUCUUGCGAAGAAACUGGAAUAAGCACACAUUGGUGCACUUGUAAUGGUUAUGUGCCAAUAAAAACAGACAACAAAUUAGUUGGUCAAUCUGCUAACAUUACCCUACAAUGGAUUCAAUCCAAAAUACAAGAAUUAGUUCCCGGCACAAAUAAAUGCGCAAGUUAUACAUUAGCAAAAAUUAUGAGUGCUAGUUUAUCUGCCGAUUCUAUUAAUACAAAUGAUAACACCACAAGCACGCACAUAUUGUUGAUGUUUGAAACAAAACCUAAAGCUAUUUUCGAAUCAACAGUUACUGUAACAAAAAGUAAUGUUAUUGAUGAUAAUACUAGUAGUAGACAAACCUUUAAGGUAUUAUACGUCAGCAGAUUGGAUGAAUAUAAACCACACAGUGGUUGUAUAGAAGAUGCAAGGGCCAAAAAUUAUUGUUAUUGCAAAAAGCAUUAGAUAAUUAUCGAUAGUUAUUAAUUAAAUGACACAAAUGAACGAAUGCUGAAUAAAUCGUCGAUUUCUUUUUGCUUCGUUUGGAUGUCCCAAAUAAAGUAUGUGUGCCGAAGAUUCCCAUAUUUGGUCGAUCAUCUAGGACACAUUUCUAAAAAAAACUCUUUCACCUUUUUCUAUCUCUAUCAAGAAAAUCAAAAUAAUUGAGAUCUAAACUAUUGGUACUAUUUUUCAGUAUUAUUAUUAGAAUUAAAAAUAGUUAGAAAAGAAUAUCAGUGCCUUCCACUCUGUACUUAAGGUUAAUUUGUUUAUAAAAUGUAAUAUGUAUAUAUUUAUAAAUAGAAUGAUGUAGUUUAUAUUGAUUUUACUUUAUAUGAAUGAAAUUAAAUAAAUUAAAUAAAGAGUU
Molecule: messenger RNA, 2743 nt
Organism: Onthophagus taurus
Lineage: Eukaryota; Metazoa; Arthropoda; Insecta; Coleoptera; Scarabaeidae
Source: RefSeq, a predicted model, not a curated record